AUGGUGUGGUCAGUCAGGACGCAACCUGGCGGUACAUCCGUGCGGCUGUCUCAAGGCAUCUUCACGAUUGGCCGUGCAGCAUGUUGCGAUAUGGUCCUCUCUGAUCCAGCAGUGAGUAGUAGCCAUUGCACUUUGCUUUGUGAUGGGGACGGAGGGCUCACCGUGGAGGAUCGCAGCACGAACGGCACCUACGUGAACAGAAUGCGCUUGCCGAAGGGCCAACGGAGGUCGCUUGCUUCCGGCGACACCAUACUGCUGUCUCAAGGCGCGGUGAAGCUAAGCUUCGAAUAUGAAGCGGAUGAGACCGAAGAGGUUCCAGUUCGCAAGAAGCUGCGGAAGUUAAGCGUUUUUGAGGGCCAAAAGCUCUCAACCAAGGAGGCAGUGUGCCCGUCAAAAAACAUGUCCAAGAGCGAGUCGCCCCCCGGCACCGCUCCGCACGACGAGGGAGGCGAGUUGGGCAUCCUCCAGGUCUCAGUGCGUCUCCGGAGUGCGUCGGAGUCGGUCCCGUCGAAGUUGAGAGAUUCCAAUCCUGCCCAAUCUGCAGAGAGUUCUGGAAGGCUUUCACCUCAAACACCUUUGGAUUUGGAUAUAGAGGCCAUCGUUCCUGGCUCGUCAUUUCGUGCUGAGAAAGCAGAGAGCGGACCUGUGCCUAAAGGACGAAAGCGCAAACUCGAGCGGGCAAAAACCUUCGUGGGACAUUUGAGUGCCCCUGCACUGCUGCAAUGGUUGACCAAGAGGCGUUGCAAUCGUCAGGAGGAAAGUACAACAACUGAGCCAGUUUUCUCAAGAUCUGGAGAAGAGCGACGUAGAGCUGAACGCUAUUUACAGGAGCAAGUGCAUUUUUUUCAUGAAGAGAAAGAUGGUGAGGAAAAAGCUGGUGAGAUCAUUCUACUUUCUCCUCCCGAGAUGAUUGGUUCAUUGAGGUCUUCUUCUUUCUGCAAGGGUCAAAAGGGAUUCAACUCCGAUGGCUUUACAACUGUGCUUCCGUCAACUCGAUUGCAGACUGAUCCUUUCGUGGCAGCUCGAGCCACCGAUCAGUGGGACUCGAUUCACAAAAGUGUCAUCUCUGAAGCGGCCAAGGCCUUUACUAGAUCCAAACUGCCCAAGGCUGCCUUUACCCCCUGGAAAAGUCAAGAGAGUUUUCAAGAAGCUUCAGACUUGGAAUGCGCACUGCAGAUCUUACAGGAUCGCUCCGACUUGGAGCCGGGCCGCCGUGUGCUCAUGCGCCGUGCAGGUGCCCAGCCCAAGGCCGGGCUUUUCGUCGAUCCGCCGCAGCACUCGGCCGAGGCGUCGGCGGCCGCGCAAGCGGCGCAGAGUGGGGUCCUCGCAGCGUUGGCCACGAAGAACGACUUUCAGGCAGCGACCUUCUUGUCCGAACACUGGGCCGAGUCCCUCCGGCACGUGCGGCCGGGUGUUUUGGGGACUUGGCAAACUUGGGCUUGGAACGAGCCUCGUGGUCGACGUCAACAGGGCUUUCGAGAUGUUUUGCACUGCUGUUGGGCCUCUCGCGAGUUUUGCCUGGGCAUCUCGGGUCACUUUGUGGGUCGCAGGAUGCGAGCUGGCCAGACUCAAAGGGCUUUCGGGCUGUCCGGUGGACAAGAACAUGGCAUGUGUAGCUGCGGUGAAUGGCUGACCCGUUCAAAAGUUAAGGCCCAUGCGUGUGACAAGUAUGUGGGCAAGCCACAUGAUACGUCGAAUCGUUUGAAGGUAUUUUGGCAGACGAGAGGCCUGCUAGCUUUUCGUGUUCUCUUCAAGCACCAGCUAAACCCGCCUGCUGUCGACCUUACGUUGGAAGCUGCACUGGAAUCAGCUCUAACAUCCCUCAUGUGGUCAGACUACUGGGGGGCUGCUCAUGUGACCUGCAGCUGGCGGCUUUGUGUCCAGCCAAACUCGAAGCAGUCUCCAGCCUGGGCCAUCAACCAGACACGUUGCGAGGCUGUACCUGCGCAACCGUCAGCCGGAGCUCCAUUAACUUCACAACAGCUGAUUCUUCUCGGCUGGAUGCGCUUGCAGGAAGCGAGAAGCUCCUACACUUCAAGGCAAAUCAUCCGUGAGGACCUCUGCGAGACGGAUGUGUGCUUGGAGCUGCUGGUCGAACGUGACUUCAACGAGAAAGGUGGUCUUAUUUUUCGCUCUUCAGGGUGCAACUAUAUCCAGCGCCUUGCGCCUUUGCUCACCUCGCUGGACGAUUGCGUUGCGCCUUUGCGGCAGCGUCAUCGAGGUCGCUGUCUUCUGGAUGCACCUGGAACCUUGGUGCUGGUCCAAGCGCAUAUGCUACCUUCUUGGAAAGCCGCGCUCCAAGAUUCUGCGAAGAUCCUGUGCAUUCCAAACCACAAGAAGAUGAGGAGCUUGAAGGUGGCGGACCUUGUGGCCGCAGAGGUGAUCUUGGCCUCGCUGCAACUCUUCGGCUCCGAAGGAUAUCAACGGCAUUUUGACUCUCUUUCCAAGCCUGGCUUGGAAGUCUGGGAAGCAAACCUGCCCGAGCCACCGGUGGCCGACGACGGAGGGGAGGGAGGAGAGGAGACCUUGGCGUGCGGAGACCUGGUCGAACUGCACAGCCUCGUAGCGUCUGAGAUGAAUGGCCGAAAGGGGCGGCUCUUAGAGUGGCAAGAGGCCUCAGGCCGUUGGUCCUGCCUGCUGCUGGGGCAGCCUCAGGGUUCACGCAAGCGUUCACGGAAGGGUGAGAGACAGGAAAAGGGGAGCUUGGUGAAUGUGAAACCUUGCAAUCUCAAACGUAUUGGUAGAGUUAGGGCGGCCAAUAAGAAGCAACGACGCGGAAUUCCUGAACCUCAAACAAGGGUCUCCAAAUACUACGCAGAGUUGCGGGCUCGCGAGGAUUACAUGGCCAGACGCCAGGUGGACCUGGAGCGUCAGACUCUAAGGCUCAUGCGCCAGGCGGCGAAAAGCAGUGAACCUUGGCCGAUGGCCUUGGCCAACAGCGGAGCUGUGCUGGAAAUGUUCCACUUCAACCGCUUGGUACUGGAUGAUUGCCAGCUCUUGGCCAGGGAUCUGGAGCAGAUCAUCUCGGGCGGAGCGCCGAACAGCCUGGCGCUCUACUUGACCAAGGUGGCACCACUCUAUGCCGUUCAUGCGAUCCGGGCGCAGUCUCGGUGGGGCCUGGCAGACUUGGAGUGCUUGAAAGCGCGUCAAGUGGACAUGGCUCCGAUGGCAUCGUUACUUGGAAUUCAGAUUCCUUGGGGAGAUGCCGUGGAGGCCCAGCGCUUCUUGGAUGCUUGGGCGACCGACCUCGAUGGGGAGGAUGGUCUUGGCACCUCCCGCUCCCCCGAGGCGCUGGGCGCUUAG
Durusdinium trenchii is the source of this 3303-nucleotide messenger RNA. The record is from the annotation of a GenBank genome assembly. NCBI's taxonomy places the organism in Eukaryota, Dinophyceae, Suessiales, Symbiodiniaceae.